AUGAAUGUAUCAUUUUUUAAAAGAACUACGACAGAGGAUAAAAAUGACUCGAGGAUGUUUAAAUUGUUAAGAAUAGUUCAAGGUUCAGUUUUUUAUUGUAAAUCUAAUCCAGUAGCAAUUAAUAAUUCAGUAAUAAAAUAUUUUUCUAACCGCAUUAAUAUCAUAAAUAUCAGCAGUCAAAAGAAAAGUGACAAGAUCAUUGAUUCAGCUGAAGACUCUGGAAAGAGAAAGCGGGAUAAUGAAGCCAACACCAGUACUGAGUCUCCACCUGCCAAAAAGUCGGAUAAUAAAACCAAGAAACCGAGAGCACGAAAAUCUAAAACACCAAAAUUGACAGAAAAAUCUAAAAGCAAAAGCAAAGAGACCUUAAAUAAAUUGUCCUUUGUAAAACAAAUUUCUCCUGAAAAAAAAUCAACGAAUGGAGCAGCGGAUCAAGAGACAAAUGAUAAAAAACUUCCUAGAACAUUAAAUUCAGAGUCAAGUGACGAAGAUGGACACUUGGCUUUACCCCUUACCCCAGAGGACGCUGAAGAAAUUAAUUCUAGCAAAUCCGAAGCUAAAACUACAGAAGUAUCAAAACCCUCAGAAGAAUCUGAGGAUAAAAUAAAAUUAGAAGAAAAAUCUCCUAAAAAGUCUCCAAAAAAAUCUAAAGUCGUAGAAAAUGCAGAUGACACAGUAAGUCCUUCAUCUUCUUCAGAUGAAGAAUUGGAACUAAAAACAAAAGUUAAAAAAUUCCGGUCUAAAAUAAUAGACUCAGACUCUGAAUCUGAAUCUAAAGAAUCACCAACAAAGUCACCAAUUAAAUCCCCAGAGCUGACUCUAAAGACGAAGCAUACUACCGACCUGACAAGGAAAAAUAUCACCCAAUUUUAGACUCUCCUUGGAAAAAAGGAGAGAAGACUCCUUACAGAGCUCUGGCAGCUACCUUGGAAGUAAUCGAAAAAACCAGCUCGCGCUUAAAGAUCGUCGAGAUUCUGUCCAACUAUUUUAGAUCAGUGAUAGUGAUCACCCCGGAAGAUUUACUAGCGAGCGUGUACCUUUGCUUGAACCAGUUAGCGCCAGCUUAUGAAGGAGUCGAGUUAGGAAUCGCGGAGACAACUUUGAUCAAAGCGAUCGCGCAGUGUACUGGUCGGACACCAGCUCAGAUAAAAGCUGACGCGCAGGAAGCGGGAGACCUGGGGAUAGUGGCUGAAGGAAGUCGCUCUAACCAGCGAGUGAUGUUCCAACCCGCGGCGCUUACCGUCGGGACGGUUUUUACUAAGCUGAAGGAAAUAGCGCAGUCUACAGGAAACGCGUCGGUGAGCAAGAAAGUCGACCGGAUUCAGAAUUUGUUCGUCGCUUGCAGGUUCUCCGAAGCCAGGUACCUCAUAAGAUCUCUGGCAGGCAAGCUCCGUAUCGGCCUGGCCGAGCAGUCGGUCCUCCAAGCGCUGGCGCUAGCCUGCGCGAUGACUCCGCCUAACCAGGAGUACCCCCCAGAGGUUUUGGACGCAAGUAAAAAAGUGUCUAGUGAUGAAUUCAAAAAAAAGUACGAUGAAAUUGCGCUGAUAAUUAAAACUACUUACUGCGAGUGUCCGAAUUAUGGAAUGAUAAUUCCCGUCUUGCUGGAGGACGGAGUAGCCGAGCUUCCUAAAAAAUGCAAGCUCACUCCUGGAGUUCCUUUGAAGCCUAUGUUAGCUCACCCCACAAAAGGUGUCCAGGAGGUACUCAAGAGGUUUGACGGGCUGAAGUUCACGUGCGAGUGGAAGUACGACGGCGAGAGGGCGCAGAUUCACCUGACUGACCAGGGCAAGGCAUAUAUUUACAGCCGCAACCAGGAGAACAAUACCUCCAAGUACCCGGACAUCAUUGGACGACUGAGCAACACAAAGGGCGAGAAGGUUCAAAGCUGCAUUCUGGACUGCGAAGCUGUUGCUUGGGACCGCGAGAAGAAGCAGAUCCUUCCGUUUCAGAUUCUCAGCACUAGGAAGCGGAAAGAUGCCAAUGAAGCUGACAUCAAGGUCCAGGUCUGCGUGUUCAUGUUCGACUUGCUGUACUUUAAUGGAGAGCCGCUGGUCAAGAAGCCUUUUAAGACACGCAGGGAGUUGUUGAAGGAACAUUUUAAAGAGGUAGAGGGUGAGUGGUAUUUUGCAACUAGUUUGGACACUACGACCAUGGAGGAGGUCCAGGAGUUCUUGGAGGUCUCGGUUAAAGGCAAUUGCGAAGGGCUGAUGGUCAAGACUCUUGAAGAAGAUGCUACUUAUGAAAUUGCCAAGAGGUCCAGGAAUUGGUUGAAGUUGAAGAAGGAUUAUUUGGAGGGCAUUGGGGAUACUUUGGAUUGCGUUGUGAUUGGCGGGUACGUUGGCAAGGGAAAACGCACUGGGACUUACGGAGGGUUUUUACUUGCUUGCUAUGAUCCUGAUAAUGAAGAGUAUCAAAGUCUUUGCAAGAUUGGAACAGGAUUCAGUGAAGAAGACCUUGCUAAACACACAGCAUUGUUAAAAGAGCAUUUGAUACCCUCGCCAAAGUCUUAUUAUCGAUACGAUUCAUCCCACGAGCCAGAUCAUUGGUUUGAACCAACCCAAGUUUGGGAAAUAAAAUGCGCUGACUUAUCAUUGUCACCUGUUCAUCGUGCUGCUGCUGGAAUUGUGGAUUCUGUCAAAGGAAUAUCUCUAAGAUUCCCAAGAUUUAUCCGUGUACGCGAUGACAAAAAAUCAGAGGACGCAACAUCAGCUCAGCAGGUCGCUGAUAUGUACAAAAGCCAAGAGCAAAUAGUUAAUCAACAUUCAGCUUCGACGUUGAAUGAAGAAGAUUUUUACUAA
Cotesia congregata is the source of this 2798-nucleotide messenger RNA. The record is from the annotation of a GenBank genome assembly. Lineage: Eukaryota; Metazoa; Arthropoda; Insecta; Hymenoptera; Braconidae.